AUGAGAAGCCCCCGGUUACCAGCACCCCAGCGAACUCGGAAGCAGAGAAAUCUCCUUCUGUUCGCGUUGUCCAACUCAUCGCGAACACACCUCCCUCCACACCCAGACCUUUCUUUGUUGAGGGUAGGCCUACCAUUCCACGCACCCGCUACCUCAUUCUCGUCUUUGGGUACGUCUUUAUUCAUGCUCCAACGUCCUCGACUUGAAACACUAAUACACACCAGUCUGACAUCCGGUCUCUUCCUCUCCAUGCUCGAUGCCUCCAUUAUUGCGACCUCUCUGUUCAGCAUUGCUAGUGAUAUGAAGAAUUUUGAGCAUAUAAACUGGGUGGCCUUGGCCUAUGGUCUCACUUACCUCGGUUUCGCUGCACUUUUUGCCCGCGUGUCCGAUGUGGUUGGCCGUGGAGAUGCUUUCGUCGUUGCAUUUUGUAUCUUCAUUGCAUUCUCUCUUGGCUGUGGUUUCAGCGAGACUAUUGAGCAGCUUAUCAUUUGUCGUGCUUUCCAAGGAGUGGGCGCCGGAGGACUUUACAGUAUCAGCAUGAUCGUCUUGCCCGAGCUGACUCCGGACAAGAACAAGAAGUACAUUGGUGCCAUUGUCGGCAUGGUGAUUGCCACUUCAGGUGUGAUUGGGCCUGUCCUGGGUGGGGUUUUGACUCAAUACAUCACUUGGAGAUGGGUCUUUUGGGCCCUAUUGGUGCUGUGGCUCUCAUGCUGUUUAUUCCGGCUUGGCCCGCCGAGGAAUAUCUGCCCAUUUAUGAGGACCGGUCCUGGAAGGAGCUGGACUAUCUUGGGUCUUUCCUUCUGUAAGUCAUGCUUCCCCACACCUCUGCCGGUAUUUGCUAACAUUACGAACAGUAUGGCCUUCGCAGUCCUGGUUGUUUUUCCCUUCCAGAACCUAUCAAGUCAAAAGGCAGAGGGCGACUUGUCCAGCUUGAAUCCAUACGCCCAGCCAACAUUCAUCUACCCCCUCGUCGGCGCCGCCCUUGCUCUCUUGCUGCUCAUCGGUUGGCAAACAUUUGCUAUCCGUGGCCCUCGGAAACUCAAGUCCCUCGCCUUUGCCUUCCCCCCUUCCCUUUGCAACCGAAAGUACAUCGCCACAAUUUUGGUCACAGCCCUAACCGGCUUCCCUUACCUCUUGUCCGUGUACGCAUUUCCCAUCCGCUUCCAAGUCGUCCACGGGAAAUCAUCCCUCGAAGCAGGCCUCAUGCUCCUCCCUAUGCUAGCCUCCUCGGCCAUCGGAACUGUCACAGCCAGUCUAGUCAACAACGGGUGCAUAACAGGGCAGAAGAAACCUCGCUUUUUUGAGACGUUUCUCCUCGCCUGUCUGACUAUGCUCAUCGGCUGCGCCGCCCAGACAACACUGGGUGACACCGAUGACGGGAGCAUCACCGGGUUCGACGCCAAAGAUGUCGGGUUGUUGUCCCUCAUUGGCUUUGGGUUUGGCAUGUCGGCCUGCGGAGCGACAAUGUUUAUCAACCUCGAAAGUCCCAUCGGAGAUCACGCAUCCGCCCAAGGAAUCAUAGCCCAAUUCCGCAUCCUAGGCGGCUCAAUCGGCAUUGCUGUCUCUUCCGCCAUCUUGGGGGGGAAACUCCGUCCUUCAACAACCCCCGAAAUGAGCUCUCUCGUCCUGGCUCACAUUGUCAGCCCAACGCCAGACUUUGGCGAUGAUGACUGGGCCGCUGUUCGCAAGGUGUAUACCUCUGCGUUGAGGGAGGACAUGAAAGUCUGCUGCGGGGUGUUGGCUGCGGCGGUGGUGUGCAGUCUGUUUGUUUACCGCCGGUACUGGCUCACGACGGGGGAGAUUAUGGAGUUGAGGUAUGAGGAGGAGCUGGAUAGGAGGAUUGGGCUUUUGAGGGAGGAUGUGGAGCCUCAUGUGAUGGCGGUGAGGGAUAAGUUGAUCAAGAUUAGGGAGGAGAUCUUUGAGGGGAAGCGGAGGCCUUUUCCCGGGAUUAAGCGUGGGAGGACGAGGUUGGGGGAGGAGAUUGAGGGAGUUUAG
Messenger RNA from Podospora anserina S mat+, 1995 nucleotides. RefSeq lists its product as uncharacterized. Gene Ontology annotation, biological process: transmembrane transport. The transcript has 4 exons. The record is from RefSeq and is a predicted model, not a curated record. Gene Ontology annotation, molecular function: transmembrane transporter activity. Lineage: Eukaryota; Fungi; Ascomycota; Sordariomycetes; Sordariales; Podosporaceae. Bases 1 to 1995 code for a protein of 664 amino acids.